GUCUUCCUGAAGCUGUUCCUGGAGACGGCAGAGAAGCACUUCAUGGUCGGAUACCGGGUCAACUACUACGUCUUCACCGACCGGCCGGCCGAGGUGCCGCACGUGGCCCUCGGGGAUGGGCGGCGGCUGGAGGUGCUGGAGGCGCGCAGCUACGUGCGCUGGCAGGACGUGUCCAUGCGGCGCAUGGAGGUGAUCGGCGACUUCUCGGAGCGGCGCUUCCUCCGCGAGGUGGACUACCUGGUCUGCGCCGAUGUGGACAUGCAGUUCCGCGACCACGUGGGCGUGGAGAUCCUGAGCCCGCUCUUUGGCACACUGCACCCCGGCUACUACGGCCGCGGCCGGGAGGCCUUCCCCUACGAGCGCCGGCCCCGGUCCCAGGCCCACAUCCCCCGCGAUGAGGGCGACUUCUACUACAUGGGCGCCUUCUUCGGGGGCUCAGUGUCAGAGGUGCAGCGGCUCGCCAAGGCCUGCCACCAGGCCAUGAUGACCGACAAGGCCAGCG
Galeopterus variegatus (Sunda flying lemur) is the source of this 502-nucleotide messenger RNA. RefSeq names its product histo-blood group ABO system transferase-like. The transcript has a single exon. Gene Ontology annotation, molecular function: glycoprotein-fucosylgalactoside alpha-N-acetylgalactosaminyltransferase activity. Lineage: Eukaryota; Metazoa; Chordata; Mammalia; Dermoptera; Cynocephalidae. The annotation marks the transcript as partial. The record is from RefSeq and is a predicted model, not a curated record. Gene Ontology annotation, cellular component: Golgi apparatus; vesicle; membrane. Gene Ontology annotation, biological process: carbohydrate metabolic process.